Molecule: messenger RNA, 2783 nt
Organism: Arvicanthis niloticus (Nile rat)
Lineage: Eukaryota; Metazoa; Chordata; Mammalia; Rodentia; Muridae
Gene: Wdr5
Product: WD repeat domain 5
Cellular component (GO): Set1C/COMPASS complex
Molecular function (GO): histone binding
Source: RefSeq, a predicted model, not a curated record
CCGCUGCCGCCUGGUCCACCAGCUCGUCUGCUCUCGCGCGCACGGCUAGUCGACGCGACGCCAGAGCGCCCGGCCCCGCCGCCGCGGCCCCGGCAGAGCCAUGGCCACAGAGGAGAAGAAGCCAGAGACAGAGGCUGCAAGAGCACAGCCCACUCCUUCCUCAUCAGCCACACAGAGCAAGCCCACACCUGUUAAGCCAAACUAUGCCCUGAAGUUCACCCUGGCUGGCCACACAAAAGCUGUGUCCUCUGUGAAGUUCAGCCCCAAUGGGGAGUGGCUGGCAAGUUCAUCUGCUGAUAAACUCAUUAAAAUUUGGGGAGCAUAUGAUGGAAAGUUCGAGAAAACUAUAUCUGGUCACAAACUGGGAAUAUCUGAUGUAGCUUGGUCAUCAGAUUCUAACCUCCUUGUGUCUGCCUCUGAUGAUAAAACUUUGAAGAUUUGGGACGUGAGUUCCGGAAAGUGUCUGAAGACCCUAAAGGGCCACAGUAACUACGUCUUCUGCUGCAACUUCAACCCCCAGUCCAACCUCAUCGUCUCAGGGUCUUUUGAUGAAAGUGUGAGGAUAUGGGACGUGAAGACAGGGAAGUGCCUCAAGACUCUGCCUGCUCAUUCCGACCCAGUCUCAGCCGUUCAUUUCAACCGUGAUGGGUCAUUGAUCGUUUCCAGUAGCUAUGAUGGCCUCUGCCGAAUCUGGGACACUGCCUCUGGCCAAUGUCUGAAGACGCUCAUUGAUGAUGACAAUCCUCCAGUGUCUUUCGUGAAGUUCUCUCCAAAUGGCAAAUACAUCCUGGCUGCAACUUUGGACAACACACUGAAGCUCUGGGACUACAGCAAGGGGAAGUGUCUGAAGACAUACACUGGCCACAAGAAUGAGAAGUACUGCAUAUUUGCCAACUUCUCUGUGACAGGAGGCAAGUGGAUCGUGUCUGGUUCUGAAGAUAACCUAGUAUAUAUAUGGAAUCUGCAGACCAAGGAGAUUGUGCAGAAGUUGCAGGGUCACACAGAUGUUGUGAUUUCCACGGCUUGUCACCCGACAGAGAACAUCAUUGCCUCGGCAGCGUUAGAGAAUGACAAGACCAUCAAGCUGUGGAAGAGUGACUGCUGAGUGACUCCACGGGAGACUUCAGGAUGCCACCCGGACUGGCAAGAAACACGUGGGCCAGAGGCAUGGGACCAGGCUGGGUUGACAGGCCUGGUGCACCUACUCUCUGAAAAUGUCGGGUCAGGGGAGUGCACACUACCGAGUCUUGAUAGCCACUGUGAUAUUUCUUGCCAAUUCUGUCUCUGCCUGAGGAAGUCCCUGGUCUGUUCUGUGCUCAGAGGCAACAAAGUUUUAAUUUUUUAUUACAGGAGUGAGUUCAACUCCUCAUGGGUUGUUUUUCUCUGUACUUGUUGUUUUUGGUAUUGUAUUGGCCAGUGUACACACUGGAACAGAACCUACAGCCCUCCUCCCAUUCCCUGCCUCCAGCCCUGGCCUGCUUGUUCAAGUUCCCUGCUUCUACUAGUACCCGCUGUGCUUCCAUGACUCUGGAAACACAGAAAGGUUCUAAGUUGUAUCCGUGUCAGGUCCCUUUGUUUUUUUUGUUUUUUUGUUUUUGUUUUUUUUUUUUUUUUUUUUUGGAGUUCAUAGGUCAACACUGACCUCAGUGGUUGCAGUGUCUCCUUGUCUCACUGGUAUCAGUAAGCUACAAACACUGUAAUAAAAGGUGGGUAUGGGCUGGGUGUGGCCCUGAGUUCUGACCAGAGCUCUUCCACACCUGGCUUUUAGAAAGCUCCUCCCUCCUGGCAGGAGUUGGAAAGGUCUCUGGGAGGAUGGAUCCUUGCUGUGCCUUCUUCCCAGUGGCUGCUGUGGGUACUAUGUGUUGCCAGAGGAAGAACCUCAGUUGAGAGAGUGGAAGGAAAGGCACCAUGUAGUGAGGUUCUGGACCUCUUUAUUCUGUGUGAGGCUCAGGGUCACCUGUGCAGGACGGAGGAGUUCAAUUUGGUGCUUGCCCCAGCAGGUACAGCCUCCUGCCUUGGCCUCUAAACCCACCAAACCUCUCUUAGCCCCUUCCCCAAAUGGAUCCUCAGGUGACUAGGACUGGAAAGAAGUGAUGGCCAAGCUCAGAGCCGCACCACAGCAUCUUCACAACUGCUGCUGGCAAACCCAGGGUGGCCUAGCAUGGAGCAGAGUGCAGAGGUUCUGAGUCCAGGUGGGUGGGUGAGGCUGCUGGGGACAGGCACGGGCGGAAAGGACAUUCUGGGUUUGCUUUGGUUGCAGCAGCUUAUGAGGCCAACACUGAUAAUGUAUUGAAGCUAGGUCACCCUGGUCAGUAGCUGCUCUACUCUGCCUUUGCUGUGGCCUGUCCCCAGCUGUGGGCCUGAUAGCCCCUCCUCCACUCCAUCAUGGCACAAUAAGAAUCCAAAGGUGUUGGAAAAGGAACCCACAUACAUUGUCCUUUCCUGAGGGAGGUGAUGUGCACAUGAGCUGUCACAUCGAAGAAGCCGUUGUUAAAGAAAGAGGGUGGCUUGUCACACUGACAAGGUUCUGGGGCCCCUAGCGUCUGUUGGAUAGAUGUGCCAGGGUUCUGGUCAAUGUUGUGGGCAUGUUGCUGGGGUUCCUGGAGGGGUGUUGAGGUCCUUCCAGCUGUGGCCUGGUGUGCAGCCCCCUCCUGAGGGAGGGCGCUUGCUUGCCAUGUUGAGCACAGUAUCCCCAAGUAUAGUUUAUUUUUUCUACAGUUGAACUCUGUUGUAGAUUUAUGUAAAAAUACAUUCUCUUUUUAAAAAAUAAAGAUUUUCAUGUC